Messenger RNA from Poecilia reticulata (guppy), 2941 nucleotides. It is a transcript of the gene hinfp, whose product is annotated as histone H4 transcription factor. NCBI's taxonomy places the organism in Eukaryota, Metazoa, Chordata, Actinopteri, Cyprinodontiformes, Poeciliidae. The record is from RefSeq and is a predicted model, not a curated record. Gene Ontology annotation, biological process: regulation of transcription by RNA polymerase II; anatomical structure development. Gene Ontology annotation, molecular function: RNA polymerase II cis-regulatory region sequence-specific DNA binding; DNA-binding transcription factor activity, RNA polymerase II-specific.
UCCUCUUUACAACGGAGCUGUUUCCGGCUGUGGCUGGAGCUCCGCGGGAAAGUGUCUGCAGCCCGUUCAGAAACUUCAACUCUUGUCCUCGGAGCAGUUUACAGUCAAAUGAAUGAACACCUCUAACAAGCUGUUAUUUACCGUGUCAUAUUAACCCGUGGGUUCUGUCCCGGGUGGACUGUGCAGUGCUGAAUGUCUCAGACUUGCUUUCCUCUGUGACAGCUAGCUCCCAGAUGACAGGGUAAUAAUGGUGGUCACUUAGAAACACAAGCAAGCGAGACCAAAACAAUAUUAGAGCCAGCUCCGCUUUAUAUAGCGAUGGCACCGAACAAACGCGCACAGAAGAAACCCUUAAAGGUGGAGUGUGAGUGGGCUUCGUGUGGAGAAUCGUUCAGUCAGAUGGAAAACUUCUGCAAGCACGCUGAAGCUCAUCUCACUGAGGAAGAGGAGGAGGCAGAAGGGGAGAGAAACUGUCUCUGGAGAGACUGUGGCUUCUGCUCGGUGGAUGGCCCUGAGGAGCUGCGGCGCCACCUUCUGUUCCACUGCUACCACACGAAGCUGAAGCAGCUGGGGCAGCAGGCCCUGGACGCACAACCAGAACUGGGCAGCUGCUCCAUCGCCUACCACAACCGCAACAUCAUCCCUGACAUCCCGGACAAUUUCGUCUGUCUUUGGGAAGAGUGUGAGCAAGCUCCGUACGAAAACCCGGAGUGGUUCUACCGUCACGUCGAAAUGCAUACCCUGUCCAUAGAAAUACCGACUGGUGAAUGGGAGUUCCCCAUACGCUGUGGAUGGAAAGACUGCGAAGCUACCGCUAAAGGUCGCCCCAAGCUGCGGGAGCACCUACGCAGCCACACACAGGAGAAGGUGGUGGCGUGUCCAGGCUGCGGCGGGAUGUAUGCAAACAACACCAAGUUCUUCGACCACAUCAUUCGACAGAACGCCAUGGAAGGUCAGAGGUUCCAGUGUUCUCACUGCUCCAAACGUUUUGCAACAGAGCGACUCCUCAGAGACCACAUGAGAACCCACGUGAGCCACUACAAAUGCCCUCUGUGCGACAUGACGUGCCCGUCACCCUCGUCGCUGCGCAGCCACAUCAAGUUCCGCCACAGCAACGAGAAGCCGUACAGCUGCGAGUAUUGUGAAUACAGCUGUAAGAAUCUGAUCGACCUGCGUAAACACCUGGACACCCACAGCAUCGAUCCAGCGUUCCGCUGCGACGUUCCCGGGUGUAGCUUCACGUCUCGUACACCCGGCACCAUGAAGAUUCACCACCAGAAGGAGCACGAGGGGACUUUUACAGCUCGCUACAAAUGUCAUGUGUGCGGCCAAUGUUUCACCAGAGGCAACAGCCUGACAGUGCAUCUCCACAAAAAGCAUCAAUUCAAAUGGCCAUCAGGACACCCCAGGUUCAGGUACAAAGAGCAUGAGGACGGCUUCAUGCGGCUGCAGCUGAUUCGCUACGAGAGCGUGGAACUGACGGAGCAGCUGAUGAGGGAAAAGCAGAAGAGGUCGGCGGAGGAUGACGAUGACAAUGACGACGGCCCCGCUGACGGUCAGGAGCUGGAGGACGACCCUGCAGCACAGGCAGCCGCUGCUGCUGCUUCGCAGGUGCAGGUGCAGCUCAGAGGGGUUCUGCUGGAGGAGCAGAGGACUGAGGAAACCUCGACGAGAACGGAAGAAGCCGGUCAGGUGGAGGACAUGCUGUACGUCCUAACAGGGGAUGAGGACUCGGUCAUACUGCAGCUCCAGGGUGCUGCCCACCAGCAAGGCAUGCAGGUGGACUGACCACUGGUUCUAAAACGGGAUAACUGGACGCCUGUUUGAGGCAACCCAAACCGUAUCAUGUGACGCAUUCUUUAUCGAAGAUCAUUUUUACCGGUAUUUAAAGGGAUUUUUAUUUAUUCAGUAAUAUAUCAAGACUUUGCUUUGACAUGUAAACCACAGCCUUUAAAGCUAAGUCACUGAAGUAAAGAGAGGGGAAAAAACCAAGCCUGGUUUUGACUUAAAUACUUUGAGUCAUGAGAAAAUACUUGAUGUUUGGUCAGUUUGAAUAAAGAUCUUUUUUUUUAAUGUGUUUGUUUCUAUUUGUUCUCAAAAACAUGCACUUGCUAACAUGAAUGUAGUUUCUAUUGUUUUCGGCUGAGUUGAUGUUUAAUUCUGAUAAAUCUUCUGGAAGUAUGGCACAAUCGUCAGAAAACUGUUUUUUCCUCAUUAGCAUUGCAGGAUUACUGAAUCUAUCUCUACUUUAUAAUAAUUUUUUAUUUAUCUGAGCCGGAUGUAAUUGGAGUUUAUAUUGAGUCAUGCUGCAGAGCUUACACCAGUCAUUUAGGAUUUGAUUGGCGUAAAUAUGAAUUCUUCAAGGCAAUGAUUCCCCUGGUCCUUUAUUGCACUGCCCCCUUCUGAUAGUUAAUAAACACUGCAGCUUUAAAGGUUUAAAAGUAUAACAAGACCAGUUUUGUCACUUAUUUUUAUCAAUCGGUUGUGUGUACAAACUCAUUUUACCAAUAGGCCAACUCUUUGAAAAAAUACUUUAAAUAUAUUUAAGUGAAUUGAUGGGUACUUAAAUUGUGUUGCAAGUGAUUUUGUUAAGUUGCAUUUGAUUCCCCCCACCACCAAAUGUAGUUCAAUCAAUUUCAUUUCUAAUCUGUGCUUUAAUUCCUGCUUAGUUUUUUCAAAAUUAACCUUUUGCUGCUACCAUAAAGGAUUAAUGUUACAUGCAACAUUAUCAGGAAUUUCUAUGUCUGCAUUAUGAUAUUAAGUAUGUUUAUUACAGCCUUUUUGUGAUGUUUCUAAUUUUCAUGACUAAAGUUUUACUAGUUUUAAUUAAAAAAACUGCGUAUGAUUUAUGAAAUGAAGAGAAAUCUGAUUGGUUCGUCAUGUAGAAGACAAAACUAAUUUAAUUUGCUCACAAAAUGAAUAAAGAUGACUGCAAUAACCA